Bicyclus anynana (squinting bush brown) is the source of this 745-nucleotide messenger RNA. Its product is annotated as zinc finger protein 226-like. Gene Ontology annotation, molecular function: zinc ion binding. Gene Ontology annotation, cellular component: nucleus. NCBI's taxonomy places the organism in Eukaryota, Metazoa, Arthropoda, Insecta, Lepidoptera, Nymphalidae. The record is from RefSeq and is a predicted model, not a curated record.
CGAUAAAAAGAUAAAAAGUAAGUCGUUGUCUAUGGUCGGUGGCUAAACAAUAUGGCGGCGGAUGCACGCUUCUAUAUAAAUAACGUAAAAGUGUUAGUUUUUGUGAGAAUUAAGUGAUAAUAUUAAUGUAUAUAAGUUAAAUUUAGUGAUAACAUGGCGGCAAAAACGUGGAAAAUCGAGAAAGACCUGUGUCGGUGCUGUCAUGCUGAAGGCACCUUUGACAAUUUGGCGGAGCCGCGUACGUUUUUAGAAAAAGAAGAAGUCUAUACAGAUAUGCUUAGAGAAUGCCUUGAUGUCGAUAUUCCACCGGUGCCGGGUGAGCUGUGCGCCAUCACGUACACAAUAUGCACGGCAUGCAUCACCCGGUUGCGGGACGCGUGCAACUUCAAGAAGCAAGUGCAGGACUGCGAGCAGAGGUUCAUGACCAUGUACUACAAAAACGCUAUCCAAGGCGUGAAACCGGAGACAGUUGUGAAGGAGGAGCUGGAGGUGUCCUUGGAGCUGCAGCAGUCGGAAGACGAGAUAUUGGUUCUAAAGAAGGAAGAAGAAGAUGAUGAUGAAGACGCUUUGAUGGACUUCACCAAUGAUGAUGACGACUUGAGUGACGACUUCCCCAUCAAAAGACCGACAACGAGCACGAAGACAAGAUCAAAAGCGAAGCCUAAGCCGAAACCGUCUCCGGUGAAGAAGGAGAAACCUCCACCAAAGAAGAAGGUCGAGGCGAAGCCGGUGAAGGAGAAAAAAG